AAGUAUCAUCCUGCGUCCAACUUUCAACAUGGCUACGCUGAAUGCGAGAGUUGAUGAGGAGGAUGCAUAUGUUUAUGUGUAUGAUAGACGAUCUUCUGGUGCUCCAGAAGUUAAAAUAUCAACAGGAGGAUUGUUCACCUUUUCUGAUUUCAAAGACAGAGUUUGCGCUGCUUUGAAACUUCAAGAAAAAGAUAAGUUUGUCAUCGCGACAACAAAUCGAGAGGAAAUUAGCGACGAUAAAUCAUGGGACCAUAUUGACAAGGGAGACACACUUUACAUUCUGACUGACCUGUCUCAAGAGCUAUGUGCUCCAGCAGAGGAACGUGUCAACUACCUGCCACACUAUGAUACCAUCGUCAAAGGAGGGAUGUACGAGUAUUAUGCAUCUGAAGGACAGAACCCACUGCCAUAUGCUUUUGCUGAACUGAUUGAUAAUGCCUUGGCAGCGACAGUCUUCAAUACAACAAUGCGCAGCAUUGAGAUUCGUCUGCAUUUUGAUGAGAACCCACAGCGAAGCUGUAUAAUAGUGUUGGACAAUGGCAAAGGCAUGACUCCAAGGCAGUUGAACAACUGGGCAAUUUAUCGCUUAUCUAAAUUCACAAGGCGAGAUAAAACAAUCAGAGGCUAUUUGUUUGGCAGAGAAGCUUCACCAAGUUUGACAGACUCAAGCACAGAAGAGAGCAUUAGCACAAACUCUCAUGUUGCACGCUACAUGAACAGCGACAUCUCAUACUUUGGUGUUGGUGGAAAGCAAGCCAUUUUCUUUAUUGGAAAUGCCACAAGGAUGAUCAGCAAAUCUCGGGGUGCUUGUGAUGUCCAUGAACUGACAAUUUCAAAGGAGGAGUUUGAGAAGAGGGAGAAAAACAAUGAGGCUAUUUAUAGUGGCUACAUUCGAAACCGAAAGCCAGGGGAUACCAGCCACCUUCCUGCAGAUGAUGACAUAGUGGCACGUCUGAUCGCAGAGGAGACUGAACGGGAUUCCUUCACAGCUGUGGUGAUACAGAACAUUGUUCCAGAACAUAUCGUUUACCUGAAACAACAUGUGUCUGUGUGGACAAGACAGCUUGCACAUAUCUAUCACUUCUACCUCCAUGGGCCAGAUGGCAAUGUUGACAGACAAGAUGAUGCAGAAACACAGCCUGCAGUUAUUCACCAAAAUAUUGACAUUAAGGUGAAGCUGCAUAUUAGAGGUCAUGGUCGUGAUCCUCAGACCUCCCGGGUUAUAAACCUGCAUGAUAUCACAGAUGACAUGCAAACACUUUUUGUAAGAUCAAGUGCAGCAACUUUUGAGUUCAAGGCUAUUGUGGAUGGGUCAAGCGCAGUAGAGGGGGUGCUGCGAUAUCAUCCAUUUCUUUAUGACCGUGAGACAUAUCCAUCUGAAACCUUUGACCCAAGAGUGGAGCCAGAGCCCGAAGAUGAUCAUGGUUAUGCCAUCAAUGAACAGCGUGCACGUGGCAAACGACCAAUCUUUGAGUGUUUUUGGAAUGGUCGCUUAAUUCCAUAUACCUUGAUUGAAGACUUUGACUGGUGUUCUCUUCCAAAGAAAAACAGAAGUUUACCUGUGGAGUGUUACAACAGAAUUUCGGGAGUAUUGUGGACAAAUGAUUCCUUUCAAGUCAGCACAAACAAGCUAACAUACCUUGAUUUGGAGAUGAGACUUCGAGACAAGAAUACUGCUUUCACACGGGUUUUCAACGGGCAUGAUAAGCGUACUCAGAUCGACAAAGAAUUCUUGGCAUGGCUUAAAGAAUGUCAUGAAAAACACGACAAACAGAUUCUGUUCGCUGGCUUCAAGUGUGUUAAGACUCGUGUUGACCUUCCGCGCCACCGUCAGUAUCCUUGGUCUGUUUUUCAGCGUGUGGAAUGGGAUGGUCGCACCUACAAAGAGGGCCAGAUGGUCCGCAUUCUUCGUACCACACCAACUUUACUGGGAACUAUUCGGUGUUUUCUGUUGUAUGGUGAUUACAGCGGUGACGUUUACUCUACAGGUGGUGAAAUUGAAAUAUCACAGGAGCCAGUGUCUCUCUACAAUGAUGUCAGAGUGGUCCCCCUGUCCAAACUGGACCGCCUUGCAUCACAGGCCACCAUCAAACACUGUGUGGAGGAAGAGGAGGCCAAACUUCCUGAUCAGCUGUUAGUAUCAUGGCCCAAUGGACAGGAAGUAACACAGAAUGAAAAACGGCCUGCAGGAAAAACUAUUGGUGACAUCAAAGUGGAGAUAAUAAACAAAAAGAAAGAGAAGAUCUCAAAGAUUCCUAGCUCUGCUCCAGGGACCAAGAAGCUUCUUGUAGAACUCAAGGUCAUCUGGCAUGCUCCUCAGGGUGAUGAAGUGAUUGUGUCCCACAUCUCACAGCAUGGCAAGAACUGGCCAUAUUGGUUCCGAAAAAUGGAGAACAUGAAGAAUCUGGGUGCUCACACUAUUGAGCUGCAUGCUGUCCUUAAUGAAAGUGGUGCUACCACAUAUGCUGGACGUGAGCUUCCGUCUCAUAAAAUAAAAUUCACCAUUGUUGAGGCUGAACCUGAACAGUUUACAGUUGGUCUUUUGGAUGGGCCUUUCAAGGUUGGCGUGCCUUUCAGCAUCCCUCUAGAGUUUCAAGACAAGUUCCGUAAUCCUACCAAGCCACCUGCGAGAGUGAAGCCCUCCAUUAAAGCUGAAGGGCUGGAACUGACGUAUGAUGGUGUUUUACUGCGCAACAGCACCUUAUUUCUGAAAAAUGUGGUUGCCAAGGGAUCUGUGCCCAACAGUGCUGGGAAGAAUUUUAAUCUUGAUGUCAGCAUUGAGGGAAUGCAUGAAAUGCAAAGCAUGAAAAUCCGCUUGAUGCCAGGUCCACCCGCCUCCAUGACAGUAAGCCCAGAAGAGGAAUUGGGUGUUGAGAAUGGCAGUGCACCAACCUUCACUGUCAGCGUGUUUGAUAUAGCUGACAAUUUGACUUGUGAUGGAAAGCUGGUUGUUACAGCAAAGUUCUCUGGUGCUCCCAGUCUCCCCACCUACUCAGUUAACUGUAACAGCACUGGUGUCACCAUGGUGACAGGAGAACCCAUAUGUCUUGAGAAACUAGAUGAAAAAACUGUCAUAACGGCAACAUUUCAACUUCAGGGUUACAGCAACAUUCCUGCCAUAGAAAGGAAGUUGCACAUCACCCCAAGUGGUCAUGUAAGCUCGCUUGAAGUCUUCCGAGAGCUAGAAGAUGGUAAACUGUCCCAGAUACAAAAAGAUGAUCAAGUGGAGGGGGUUGUAGGAGAGACAAUCCAGGGGUUGAGGUUCAGAAUACUGGAUGAAGGUGGCCAGGAAAUCAAAAUGGACGAUAAAAUGGUGAACAAGGUUAAGGUGAACUGGGUGCCAAAACCAAGUAGAGAUGCCAUCCUAGCUGGAAGACUGCCAGAUAUCAAAGUGCCAACAUCUGUCAGUGACUGGAAGUACUGUCAUGUCAGUGUCAUGGAUGGCAAUGGUGUUGACUUCCAUUUCUCUGUCAGAGGGCUGCCAGGCAAGGCUACUCGCAUGCAGUGUAAGGUUGGGGGUCAGGCAAGGGUGGAGCUUGGUCAUGUCUUGGAGGCAGACAUUGUUGUCACUCUGACUGACACCUAUGGCAAUGUAAUCCAAGUUCCACCAACAGCUGUGAAGGAGCUGGUAGUUGCAUCUGAAGAUCUGAUGAAGGACCAGUUGAAAAUAGCACUUGAGGGGCCUUCUCUUGUAGUACAGAAUGUGCAGUUUGACACUCAGCGAGUGGGUCUUCAUCGCUUGUCUCUGUCAUACUCUGGGCUUCAAGAUAUUGUGCCAUGCGAUGUUGUCUCGGGGCCUCCUGUAUCCUUGGACAUGCCAGACUGGAAUCCAGAAAUGCCUGUCACUGUUUACACAGACAAUGAACUUCCCUUCCCAGUCAAAGCUCACCUGCUUGAUGCUCAGGGCAACCCUUCACACACUGCAGACAUAAGAGUGCACAUAACAAAAGAUGCAAAAUUUAAGUUGUUACCUUCACCUCAGCCGCUGAAGACAAAUGCUGAAGGCAUUGCAGAUUUUGGUAAACUGACCGUGUCUGGGCCAACAGGUGUGUUUGAAUUUCAGCUCAAGGCUACAGUUGAGCGUAACAUAAUCUCAGGCCCCAAAAUUAGGGUCUCCAUCCAGCCAGAUCCUAUGAAACCACGGGAACUGCAAGUGGAUUACAGCAAAAAUGCCAGCUUUGUAGUUGGCCAAACUCUUCCAGAGUUCACAGUGAAAGUGAUUGCAGAAGAUGACUCACUGCUAAACACCACCACAGCCAGUCACAUUUCCAUGAAAGUGUGGAAGUCAGACAGUGCAAAACAGAAUACUCCUCCAGCAAUGGCAUUGUCCUUGAGUCCAGACACACCCAGCAAGUCUUCAGCCGGUGUGUUUGUUUUUAGGAAUCACACCGCACCAGAGGGAGCAGGUGCCUAUUUUAUAAUGUUUGUCUAUUUUGAUGGAAAGUAUGAGCUCUACAGCAGUGCUGUGCCUGUCAACUUAAAGGCCGGUCAGCCAGUCAAGCUUUGCCCUCAGGAGACGCUAGGGAUGCCAACAGUGUCCAACACUCGCAGUCCUGGGAGUCGAUGUCUUUUGCGAAAUCUGAAAUUACAGCUUCAGGAUAAAUAUGAUAACUUGGUCACAGAAGGUUAUGAUGGGGAAGUAAUUCUCACAAUCUUAGGACCGGGCACUGAGAUCCCCACACUUGUUGGUGGUACACGAACUUCAAGCUUUCCAAUGAAAAAUGGCCAGGCAACACUCCAAAAUGUGACAAUCCAGGAGAACUCCCCAGGCAAGGAUGGCAUGGAGUACAGCAUACACUGCACAGUGUCCUGUUCAGCAAUACCUCGUAACCGUAGUAUUCCCGUGUACAACAUUCCUUUCCUCUUCUACAAUGAUGCAAAGAAACAGUCUCAGAUGGCAGCCCUGUCCAAAGAGCGUGAGAGUCUUCAGGCCACUAUUCAGGCAUACAAGACCAUGUUCCAGACACAGAGGUCACUGGUGGAUGAACUUCGAGUUGCCUUGCAUGAUGCAGCACAGGAGGAGCAAAAUCUCAGAGCAGAGCUGAGGAAACAAAACAUACCUGAUGCUCAGCUUGAAGAUAUUGAAUCAGUUGAGAAACUAAUAGGUGUUCGCAUUAAGGAGCGUGAUCAAAUUCUCAGCACACCUAGGCGUACAUGUGGCCUAGCACCAGCUCCUGACGAACCAGAUGUUCUGGGCAAAAUAGGCCACCUGGCACUUAUCGAGAACUCUGACAUCGCUCGUGUUAUUUCUUGGCAUAUGUCGGCGGACAUGGAUUGUGUUGUGACAUAUACAACCAAAAAGGCCCAGGAAAUAUACAGCAGGACUCAAGGCCGCCAACAAGUGUUGCCACUGGACUCCAUCUUUCGAAAAAAUCUGCCUGAUUGGAGCAAGCCACUGCCUCAUGUGCGGUACCGGCCCACCUGGAAACCUGCAGGACAACCUAUGUAUGCACGCAACUUGCUGCAAUUCCCUUCUGAGCAGGAAAGUUGUCGUCUGGUGUUUGGGAUGCUGUUGGGCGACACUCUCAUCCUAGACAAUCUAGAGCAUGCCAAUGCUUAUCGGCAAGAAAUUAUCAAACACAGCCACUGCCCUACCAUACUUACCUGGCAGGGGGAUCGAAUUCGCAGCAAUGGAAAGUUUGGUGGAACAAUGAACAAGGCAGUGUCUGUUGAAAAGCUGCGUGGGGCAGUGUUUGGACAGCCUCUGCCCAUGGCCUACCAUGCUCUCUGCACACAGAUUGAGUCACUAGAGCACUACAAGGAGGCACUGGUGCACCAUGUUCAGGCCCAAGAUGAACUGCAGGAGGUUAUCGUGGCUCAGAAGCAGCCCGAGAUGGCGGCCAAGUACAAGGAGUGUCAGGAGGCUGAGACUCAGCUUCUGGAAGUGGAGAGGCAACUAGGAGUGGGCCCGCCAUCUCGUCUAAGACAAGCUGUGUCUCAAGCGUCAGGCCAUGAAAGUAAUGGACCGACUCCAGCCAAACGCUCACGAGGAUCAGUGGGCUCAGCCAGCAACUUGUUCCAGUCACCGCUCAAUGGCAGCAUGGGAAAGUUAUCUGAAAGUGAUCCAAGCCUCACUCCAACACGCACCAGUCUUCGCAUCGCUUCCAUGACAACAGUUGUCUCCGACGACGGCCGUAAGAGGUUAAGAAAAACUUGAUUUAAGAUCACUUUCUGAAGACAUCAGUAUUUUCCUAGAUGCACAGCUUAUGAGUGAGACAUCCACACAGAAGCAAGACUGAAUCUGCAGUUUCAGGCAUCAGCGGAGUUCAGUGGCUGAAAGAACAGGAUGUUUCUCUUGAAUGUGAGGCUGGUGAUGUGUUUGUUGUUUUAAAGGAAACUUUUAUUAGUUGAUAAGAAGCAAAUGGUGCUUAGUUGUUGCUGCUUUCACAUCUUUUUUACUUUGUAUAUUUAAGGCAAUUUAGUAGAAAAUCCUAUCAUAUCAUCUGGUGUUUUUACUGUAUUUUAUUUUGUAUAUUUGGGAAAAGUUUCAGAAUACUCUGUUGUUUGUAAUUCAGCUGGUUUUUCAUUACUGUGGUUGCAUUUACUUAAUCAGGAAAAAUUGAAAACUCAUUUUUCUGUGUACUUGUGCAUCAUCAAUAAAUUCAUUAAAUAUUACAUUAAAUAUUACAUGUGUGAAUGACAAGCAAUAUUUCAUCUCUGUGAACAUGUCAUCUUUUGGACCACUAGGAUCUAAAGAUUCAGAUGUUUGAAUGCAAGAUUCAAUUCUGUUUUUUCCUUUCAUAAAAUGUUAUGAGGAAAAAAGUGAGUAUACACAGACAGAAUAUACAGACAGUAAAGGGUUUUCUCACCACCUCUGGCCCCAAGCUUACUGAAGAGGCACUCUUCUUUUAACACUAUUUAGGAUUAGUAGCCUUGAUAUUUGGGCUUGGCAUCUAGAUGACAUUGAUAGACUAGACUUCAGAUUUAGCAGGUUAUGUCAACGAGUUUUCUGAUAUUUAGGUGGAUUGUUUUCUAAAAGCCAGUGUCUUGUGACUGGGAAAAAUGUGUGUGCUGGACCAAAAGGGUACAAACAGCAGAGGUCAGUGGAUGCCUUUGAGUGUCUGAUUCAUGGUAAAAACUACAGUGAAACAAACCAGUGAAUGAAACAACCUAAGGUCAGAAUACCACUAUUCAUCUUGUGAUUCCACCAUAGUUCCUGCUGAGACAAAAUUCUGUCAUUGGAUUCUUGCUGGGAUAAAGUGUCAUUGGAUUCCUGCUGCAGUGACAGUGGAUUGCUAUCGUCGCAUUGUCAUUAUAUUCCUGGCCUCAGAAUCCUGCUGUCACACAGUCCACCGUAGUAUGUGUGCUGUAGCCACAAUCUGUGCUUCCUGGAAUGCUGCAGAUGACAGAAAAUUCUAGAGAAUGACCGCUUUUGAAAACGUUUUUGCUUGUAUAUUUCUCUAUUUAAAGCUCUUUUUACAGUGUGCUUAUUUUGUUAUUACUAAAGCAUUUCUUGCAAUUAGAGUACCAGAAAACUCAUACUUGACAAAAAAAAAAAAAAGCCAAGCGUGUAACGGCUGUAUUUAGCAAACAGGUGAGGGGACUACAGAUGUAAAUAUCCUAACAAAUUCAGUAGCAGGUGAGAACUGUAUGAUAGCUACAUUUCUAAAUAAUUCCGAUCAUCUGCAACAAAGCAGAUAACAUCUGCAGUGAGUGUAUGUGUGCAAGUCUCACCUGUACUUCCAUAAUAAGGCAGCAUAUUUCAUCACUAUUUGUAUUUGGAAUUUUUUUAAUUUCUUUAUGAAGUUACCACUUUUAAUAUACGUGUACUGAUGAUUUCUUUUUGAUGCUGUUUGUUAAAUUGUAUGUGUGUAAACUAACAGCCCCAGUGUGAACUGUUAGAAUGCUUGUAGUUUGCUACUGGAGGUAAUGUUGUUGAUUAAGAAUGAGUGAUGAAAUUCCACACGUCGAGACUUUGUCAUGUCUUCAAGUAAAUAAAGAGACAUGUGAAAACGCUAUUGAUAAAACUAA
Molecule: messenger RNA, 7971 nt
Organism: Pomacea canaliculata
Lineage: Eukaryota; Metazoa; Mollusca; Gastropoda; Architaenioglossa; Ampullariidae
Product: structural maintenance of chromosomes flexible hinge domain-containing protein 1-like
Exons: 46
Coding region: 29-6157 (2042 amino acids)
Biological process (GO): chromosome organization; double-strand break repair
Cellular component (GO): chromosome
Molecular function (GO): ATP binding; protein binding
Source: RefSeq, a predicted model, not a curated record